GCGAGGAAGUUGACAUCACGAAUUCACUUCGGCAUCCCAAACUCCUUCAGCUCGGAGCUGCUUAUGAACGACAGAGAGAAAUGGUUAUGGUCAUGGAGUAGAAUCAUGUGUGGGCGGCAGGCAUGGGUGGGUGUAUCGUGGGCGUGUGUGCUAUGGGUGUGGUUAGCUACGGACCUGUCAGCGGCUCCAGCAACUAAAAAUGAAGGGAAUUCUACAAUGGUAACAGUGCCGUCAGACUUGCUGGUACAGUUACUGGACGUCAGCAGGUCGUUACAGAAGUUACUACCAGCUGACAUCCUCAUCCCCCUGCUUGAUGUCAGCCCCAAGGAAGUACUGGCUCGGGUUAACGACGAAGGACCAAACUCACUGUUAACUCUGGCUCUACGUCACCACGCUCUACUGCAACAACGUAACGAAGAUUUACUCACCCAACAAGGUCGUUGUACUGCCCAGAUCGAGUCUCCACAGGAGGAUAAACAAGAACUCCGUCUACAGCUACAGAGUGAAGGACUGCGCCGGUCAUCAGACUGAAGGGGCGACCGAGAGUGGAAUGUAUGAAAUUUACCCAUCAGACUGGCAGAUGAGCGUAAGCGUAUUGUAGGAGGAAAACUGGAAGUGAAAAUUCGGGUGAGGAAUCCCAUCGUCACAAAGCAGCUUGAAAAGGUCACAGAGAAAUGGUUGGUUAUUGAUGGUUUUUGAAAAUUAAGAAUUAAACUUGUGAACAGAAAAUUUUGCAAUGCAUUAUAUAUGAUUAAAACUGGAGAUUCUUCAUAAAAAAAAUGAUUUUGCUUUGCCAUGACUAUCACUGUGUACAGUAUUGAAUACAAAAUACUGACGAUUGUGAGUGAACUAUGUUAAAGAAUUAUGCCAUAGGACUUUAUUUAAUAAAGUAGACUUGAACCCUCUAAUUUGGACUUUGUGGUAUAUCAGUAAUUUUUUGUGAUGUUGAAUGACUUGGCAUUUUUUUACAAUGAGCCCCAAAUAUUAAAAGUACACUGCAAGUUGUCAAAUUUAUCCCACAUGUCUGAUAAGUCUUUUACUUGUGGUUCCACAUAAAAUAACACCACCUCAGGCCUAGUGCAAUAGGGAUGCUUUGUCUGAAUGUCCUUGUUCAGGUGGGAGUUAAACUAUGUGCAUAAAUCUUCAUUUUGUACAGCAUUACUACUAAAUUCUGUAUAAUUCCCCAAGUACCAUUCAUCUUUUAUGUGGAAAAUUGCAGUGUUCCCCUUUAGAGCAAACAUCAUUUUACCCUGCACAAACACAUAUAAAGGCAGCAGUUGCUUGAGUUUCCGAAAAAGCUACAUAAUCUUGACAAUGACUCUGAAUAAUUAGGACCCUUUUGGUAAUUCAACAAGAGAAAACCCAAAGCUGUCGAAUUAGAAGAGUUUGAGUGUAUAAUGUUUCAGAGCUUAAUUUUAUAGCCAUUGUUAAGUUCUCUGUUGGUGUAUUUUCACAAAAUGGGCCAGGAAAAUGACACUGAUCUGUCCAAUAUAUUUUAGGCAUCAUAUUAAUAUUAUAUUAUUAAGUGCUAAUCAAAUACAGUAGACCCUCGAUAUACUGCGAUUCGAUACUAUACUUUUGAGAUAGUGCAUCACCCAAAAUUACUCCUAUUUUUCAUCAUUGCACUGUGAAACUCUAAUAAUGUGCAGAGGUAAUCUCAGAAAAAAAUAACAAAAUAAUAAUGACACAAGACUCUUCACUAUAGCCACAUCUCCCUAACCCUUAAGGCCAAGUUGUGAGCUAUGUCAUGGUUAUUAUUCAACUCGCAUUUUUGGGUAGGUACCUGUACUGUAUACAUGUACAUAUUUAUUUUUUAUUAUGUCACAUGCACACAAUAUUACAUACAUAAUGUGCAAAAAAAAAGUCAUUGUCAUAAGGUAAAAACAGAAAAGGGAAUACAUUUCUUUGUGUGUUCAGAGUUCAUGCUAAACAGGGAAGGGGGGAGGAGUGAGAGAUCUCCGCUGUCUCUCGUGUGCAGUGAAACAAUUGAAAAAUUUCAUCAUCCAGCAGCCAAAUAGGAAUAGAGGAUUUUUUGUUUUAUUUUAUUUAUUAGAUUUAUUUUGAUUUAGUCAUCACAUUUAUUGUUACAGUAGAACAUCGAUAUAAAGCUAUUUAAUUUAAGAUUAUUGAUUUAAAGCGACACCCACAAUUAAGGACAAUGUUUUAAUUUAAAGCUUUUCUUUCAUAUUUUGCGCGAGUCAAUUUUGCGCCUAAUGUUUCCCACCAGACGCGUCUCUGGGCACGCUACACGGAUGCCCACCACCCUCUCACACCCUCACACAUCCUCAAUUCUCGCACUGACGCUCAAGUGAACGGACAUAUUGUGUGACACUAUUCCCUUCUACUACGUGCAUCAACCAUCGCCACUAUGUCCAUGAGGCCUGCUACUACUUCAUUAGCUUCCCCAAAGACCAAGAAAUCCAGUCAAGCAAUUACACUGGAGCAGAAAAAUAAGGUGCUGGAGGCACUGCACCGUGGAAAUGGUGUUUCCCGUGUGUCAGAUGUGUCCACAUCCACAGCACUAGACAGUGAUGUGGAUGAUGAGCUGGUCGAGUUGGGCUCUGCAUCUUCAGAGAAUGAAUUGCCUAACUAAAGUUGAGUGAAAAUCUAUUUUUGAUAGCAUAAAAUAACUAAAAAAUAAAUUGAGAAGAAAGUGAGAGCUGGAUGAGUCAGG
Molecule: messenger RNA, 2674 nt
Organism: Homarus americanus (American lobster)
Lineage: Eukaryota; Metazoa; Arthropoda; Malacostraca; Decapoda; Nephropidae
Exons: 6
Coding region: 64-531 (155 amino acids)
Source: RefSeq, a predicted model, not a curated record